GUAGAUGAUAAAUCGAAACAAAAGCUCCUGCAAAAAAAAAAUCGAAACAAACGCCCUAUAACAACAGUUACAAAACCCAGAGACGGACAUUAGAUUGGAACUCAACCUGCCGGAGUUGGUCGUCAGCCGCCACAGAAACGCUGAGAAAGAAUUCCGUUCAGAGAGUAGGGCUAUCCUGAAAUGGGUUGGAAAGCAGCUGAGAAGCUCAUUAGGCAUUGGAAAGUUCUUAGAGGUGACAAUGUUAUGAUAAUAAGGGGCAAAGAUAAGGGCGAAACUGGAGUAAUUAAACGUGUUGUUCGCUCUCAGAAUCGUGUCAUUGUUGAAGGCAAAAAUCUGGUAAAGAAGCAUAUCAAGCAAGGACAAGGCCAUGAAGGUGGAAUCUUUACUGUUGAAGCCCCAAUCCAUGCCUCAAAUGUGCAAGUUCUUGAUCCAGUCACAGGGAAACCUUGCAAGGUUGGAACCAAGUAUCUUGAAGAUGGUACCAAAGUCAGAGUGUCCAGGGGGAUAGGAGCAUCAGGGUCCAUUAUCCCUCGUCCCGAGAUCUUAAAGAUAAGAACUACACCAAGACCUUCUGUCGCUGGUCCCAAAGACACUCCUAUGGAAAUUGUGUUGGAGAAAACUUACGAUUCUAAAACAGGAAGGGGUAUGCCUGAACUUUAAGCAAGGAGAUAGAUAUAUUAGGUGCCUUAUCCAAUUAGAUAUUUGCUAUCUCAAUGAGCAUGUUGUGGUAUGAAACCCGCAUCAUGAUUUGUCGCAUCAUAAUUCAGUUAAAUAAAUCGUUUUCAGAUUUAUGGGAGUUACCAAUCACUUGUUCUUUCACUUAAUAUAUAUAGACAUCACUAGUAGCUUUCAAGAAUUUAUGUUUUUGCCUCUAA
Molecule: messenger RNA, 875 nt
Organism: Medicago truncatula (barrel medic)
Lineage: Eukaryota; Viridiplantae; Streptophyta; Magnoliopsida; Fabales; Fabaceae
Product: 50S ribosomal protein L24
Exons: 6
Coding region: 181-660 (159 amino acids)
Biological process (GO): translation
Cellular component (GO): ribosome
Molecular function (GO): RNA binding; structural constituent of ribosome
Source: RefSeq, a predicted model, not a curated record